Messenger RNA from Cydia pomonella (codling moth), 3776 nucleotides. RefSeq names its product probable cleavage and polyadenylation specificity factor subunit 2 (gene CPSF2). Gene Ontology annotation, molecular function: RNA binding. Gene Ontology annotation, biological process: mRNA 3'-end processing by stem-loop binding and cleavage. The transcript is spliced from 14 exons. Gene Ontology annotation, cellular component: mRNA cleavage and polyadenylation specificity factor complex. The record is from RefSeq and is a predicted model, not a curated record. Bases 353 to 3724 code for a protein of 1123 amino acids. Lineage: Eukaryota; Metazoa; Arthropoda; Insecta; Lepidoptera; Tortricidae.
UUAAAUUACUUUGUAUUAAAAUUUAGUCACUUACAUAUAUUAAGUAGGCCACAAAGUUAAAGUAUACCACUUAUUGAUUUUCUUUUCUAUUAGAAUUAAAAUUCUAUAAUACUGUUGCUGAAUAUUAAUGGGGAUUCUAUAGUCUAUUUGCCAUUCGCCGCAAAAAAAAAAAACAAAACGUCUGUUUGGCGCUGGAAUUUUGUUGUACAAUAAUAAUAUCAAUAAAAUAGUAAUAUUAUUAGAAUAUACUAAAUUAUUACUAAUUUACGCUUAUUAUUACUUGUAUUCGUGUGGUUAAAUUAUGAUGAAAGUGUAAAAGUUAGUUAUACUCGGCGUUCAUUCUGCCGGCGUCAUGACUUCAAUUAUCAAGCUACAUUGUCUCUCCGGGGCUGGAGAUGAGACACCGCCGUGCUACGUGCUCCAUGUGGAUGAGUUUAAGUUCCUCCUCGACUGUGGAUGGGACGAGAAGUUCGAUAUGGAGUUCAUAAAAGAGCUGAAGAGACAUGUAAACAGCAUAGACGCAGUCCUCCUUUCACAUUCCGACCCACUGCAUCUUGGGGCUCUGCCGUAUGCAGUGGGUAAACUGGGUUUGAACUGUCCCAUCUAUGCCACACUGCCGGUGUACAAGAUGGGUCAGAUGUUCAUGUAUGACCUGUUCCAGGCACAUAAGAAUGUGUCGGACUUUGAUCUGUUUACACUGGAUGAUGUGGAUGCUGCGUUUGAUAGUAUUGUGCAAUUGAAGUAUAAUCAGAGUGUUGAUAUGAAAGGCAAGGGUCUGGGGCUGCGCAUCACGCCCCUACCUGCUGGCCAUUCCUUGGGUGGCACAAUCUGGCGCAUCGCCGCCCCUGGCGAAGAAGACAUUGUGUAUGCGCCUGACUUCAACCACAAAAAAGAGAGGCAUCUCAACGGCUGUGAGAUAGAGAGGAUCAUGAGACCAUCUUUGUUAUUGCUGGGGGCCAUGAAUGCGGACUAUGUGCAGCCGAGGCGGAGGCUCCGGGACGAGAAACUUAUGACAACAAUAUUAAGCACACUCCGCGGCGGCGGCAGUGUUCUAGUCUGCACAGAUACAGCUGGUCGAGUGCUGGAAUUAGCCCACAUGUUAGACCAGCUGUGGCGAAAUAAGGACUCUGGGCUGGUUGCAUACACUUUACUGCUGCUCUCCAACGUCAGUUAUAACGUUGUUGAGUUUGCCAAGUCGCAGAUAGAAUGGAUGAGUGAUAAAUUGACCCGCGCCUUUGAAGGAGCCCGAAGCAACCCGUUUCUUCUCCGUCACCUCCAACUAUGCCAUUCUGUGGUGGAGGUAACGCGGACCCCGGGGCCCAAGGUGGUGCUGGCCUCGUUCCCCGACCUGGAGUGCGGCUUCGCCAGGGACCUGUUCCUGCAGUGGGCUCCCAACCCUCAGAACGCCAUCAUACUCACACACAGAUCCUCCCCCGGAACUCUAGCUCGUGAUCUCAUCGAGAACGGCGGAGACAGAACCUUGGAGCUAGUAGUGCGGCGUCGAGUGAGACUGGAAGGCGCCGAGCUGGAGGAGUUCAUGCAACAGCGCGCCAAGGUCAACAAUUCUGUCAAGGAAGAAGUAGCAGGCCUAUCCUCCGACUCAGACUCUGACGGCGACCUUGAAAUGUGGGUGGUGACGGGCCGUCACGACAUCCCGGUCCGACACGACACCCGUCCGACGGGCUGUUUCAAGAGCAACAAGCGACACCAUGCUAUGUAUCCGUGCCAUGAAGAAAGGGCGAGGGCUGAUGACUAUGGAGAGGUUAUACGGCCCGAGGACUACCGGCUGGCCGAGGUGCUGGACGCGGAGGGCGAGCUGCGCGACGUGGCGCCGCCGCCGCCGCCCGAGCCCGAGGAGGAAGAAAUGGAAAUCCCAAGCAAAUGCCUGACGACAGUCCGCCAAGUGCCCAUAAAGGCAUCCGUCCAAUACAUAGAGCUAGAAGGUCGAUGCGACGGCGAGUCUCUGCUCCGAGUAGUGGCCCAGGCGAAGCCGCGAGCUAUAGUUGGUCUGCGUGCCAACCAAGCCGCUCUACAGACUCUUAGGAAAUACUGCGAAACCGAGGGUAUUGAGAAAAUAUUCACUCCGGAGCGCGGCGAAACUGUCGACGCCACCACCGAGUCGCACAUCUACCAGGUGAAGCUGACGGACGCCGUGAUGAGCGCGCUGUCGUGGAAGGCGGCGGGCGGCGCGGAGCUGGCGUGGCUGUCCGGCGUGCUGCAGCCGCGCGCGCGCCCGAGGGAGCCCGGGGCGCCCGAGGAGGAGUCUUCAGAAGACGUGGUGAUGUCUCUAGAGCCCGGCGGUGAAGGCGCGGCGCACUGCGCGGCCUACAUCAACGCCGUGCGGCUGUCCGAGCUGCGAGCGGCUUUGGCUAGAAGGGGACUGGCGGCGGAGUUCUCCCAUGGCGCCCUGGAGUGCUGUAACGGCACGCUGGCUAUACGACGGGUAACUUUGAUAUACAAGUCUUCAGAAGACGUGGUGAUGUCUCUAGAGCCCGGCGGUGAAGGCGCGGCGCAUUGCGCAGCCUACAUAAUUGCUGUUCGGCUGUCUGAACGUAAAUCAGCCUUAGCUAGAAGAGGACUAGCGGCAGAAUUCUCCCAUGGCGCCCUGGAGUGCUGUAACGGCACGCUGGCUAUACGACGGGUAACUUUGAUAUACAAGUCUUCAGAAGACGUGGUGAUGUCUCUAGAGCCCGGCGGUGAAGGCGCGGCGCACUGCGCGGCCUACAUCAACGCCGUGCGGCUGUCCGAGCUGCGAGCGGCUUUGGCUAGAAGGGGACUGGCGGCGGAGUUCUCUCAUGGCGCCCUGGAGUGCUGUAACGGCACGCUGGCUAUACGACGGGUAACUUUGAUAUACAAGUCUUCAGAAGACGUGGUGAUGUCUCUAGAACCCGGCGGUGAAGGCGCGGCGCAUUGCGCAGCCUACAUAAUUGCUGUUCGGCUGUCUGAACGUAGAUCAGCCUUAGCUAGAAGAGGACUAGCGGCAGAAUUCUCUCAUGGCGCCCUGGAGUGCUGUAACGGCACGCUGGCUAUACGACGGGUAACUUUGAUAUACAAGUCUUCAGAAGACGUGGUGAUGUCUCUAGAGCCCGGCGGUGAAGGCGCGGCGCACUGCGCGGCCUACAUCAACGCCGUGCGGCUGUCCGAGCUGCGAGCGGCUUUGGCUAGAAGGGGACUGGCGGCGGAGUUCUCUCAUGGCGCCCUGGAGUGCUGUAACGGCACGCUGGCUAUACGACGGGUAACUUUGAUAUACAAGUCUUCAGAAGACGUGGUGAUGUCUCUAGAACCCGGCGGUGAAGGCGCGGCGCAUUGCGCAGCCUACAUAAUUGCUGUUCGGCUGUCUGAACGUAGAUCAGCCUUAGCUAGAAGAGGACUAGCGGCAGAAUUCUCUCAUGGCGCCCUGGAGUGCUGUAACGGCACGCUGGCUAUACGACGGGUAACUUUGAUAUACAAGUCUUCAGAAGACGUGGUGAUGUCUCUAGAGCCCGGCGGUGAAGGCGCGGCGCACUGCGCGGCCUACAUCAACGCCGUGCGGCUGUCCGAGCUGCGAGCGGCUUUGGCUAGAAGGGGACUGGCGGCGGAGUUCUCUCAUGGCGCCCUGGAGUGCUGUAACGGCACGCUGGCUAUACGACGGUUGGAGAACGGUCGCGUGGCUCUGGAAGGCGUGCUGUCGGAGGAGUAUUAUAAAGUACGGGAGCUGCUGUACGAGCAGUUCGCCAUCGUUUAGUGGCUGUCAGAUUUAUUAAAUAUUGGUUUAGAAUAAUAUGUUUAUAUUAAAA